Messenger RNA from Arachis stenosperma, 528 nucleotides. RefSeq lists its product as uncharacterized. Lineage: Eukaryota; Viridiplantae; Streptophyta; Magnoliopsida; Fabales; Fabaceae. The transcript has a single exon. The record is from RefSeq and is a predicted model, not a curated record. Bases 1 to 528 code for a protein of 175 amino acids.
AUGGCAGUAUUUCGACAACAGGUAGAGAAAAGUCAUCAUGAUUUGGUCAACUUAUUGACUCAGCAAAUGACCACAAUUUUGAAUCCUAUGAUGGCUGAUCACGAAUCAAAAUUCGAAUGUCUUGCAAGGAAAUCGAACGAAUUACUCGAAUCGUUGAUUAUGAUGAAGGAGAAAGGCAUGAUGCCAAGGGGGAAUAAUGAAGGUUUCGAAAAUAUAUUUCAAAAUAAAAACAAUGUCUUAAGAAACAGAGAUAAUCCUCAGUUAAUUCCCCGAGGUCAAAAUGCGGAUGACGUCCUGGCCCAAUUAUGCGCUAAUCAGGGUAGUGAACGUUAUCAAGUUUCAAGAAUUGUGGAAGAUGUGCUCAAUAGAGUCGGUUUGAAUGUUGGGUUCAUGAAUAGACCCCAUUUUGUAUCUACUUUUCCUCAAGUUAUUCAAAUAGCCGAAGUGCCACGAGGUGUGAAAAAUCCAAAAAUAAUUACAAAAUUUGCGGGAGAAGUUGGAGAAUUAACUACUGAACAUGUUGCUUGA